ACAAAAUGGCAGAAGACGACACAAGGGUGAAAAUGCAGAUCGAAAACAAUCUAGAUUUGUGCAAAUGUGCUGAGGAUUUUUCUAAAUACUGUCAAGUAGACAUAACAGAUGAGACCCGAGGUUUAGAGGACAGUAURGAGGAGAUGUUAGCGAAUCUGGAUGAGUUUUCCCACCUUGCAGAUACCAUCCGCAAUGAUUCAUCACAAAUUUUAUUCGUGUUACUUCCUGAGCUAUGUGCAAAGUGUCAAGCCUUACCAACCAUUUUUAAUCGGAUUGAUCAGCUUGAGGUUUUUAUAGAGAAAGUAAAGAAAUGUGUAGAUGACUUUGAAGAGAAAGUAGACAAAGCAGAAGAGGAGCUGGGAAGUMAUUCCAUCAAAAAAGUGUUGAAUGCAAUUCCAUAUCUCAAUCUAAUGCAGAAAAAACAAAUUCCUCCCACAAAGCCACCUGAGAUGGAAGCAGCAAUUUGGCAGCCACCAGAAUUGUUUAAGACUACUGACUUUUUCAAAAGAGAUCUUCCUGAGAAAUCCCUGGACAGUGAAGGUAUAACAACGCAGCUAGAGACUCGUUUUGAAAUGGCAGAACCAGAUUGAUCAACCAAUAGUAGGAUGAGAUGGUAAAGUAGGAUAAUUAUGAAUCAGGUAAAAAGAAGAAAAAGGGUAGAAUGAAUUGUAAAUUUGUAGUUUUUCCAAAAAUAUCAAUAAUUAUAUAAAGUUCUCUGGGCAUUCCAGUCAUUUAGUAUAAAUAAUCCACAACCUAUACUGUGUUUGCAAUUUUUUACCAUUCCAAAGGUGUUGGGAUGAGCUAUAGUUUAUAUAAUAGUCUGGUUAAAGCUGCAAAGAGAUGAAAACUGUUAAAAAUAAUAAAACUCUUACAUGUGCCAAUGAUAGAUAUAUUAAAUUUGUUAGCAGUUUGA
This is a messenger RNA of Actinia tenebrosa (Australian red waratah sea anemone), 913 nucleotides long. RefSeq names its product biogenesis of lysosome-related organelles complex 1 subunit 4. Lineage: Eukaryota; Metazoa; Cnidaria; Anthozoa; Actiniaria; Actiniidae. Gene Ontology annotation, cellular component: BLOC-1 complex. The record is from RefSeq and is a predicted model, not a curated record.